AUGGCUCAGGCAAAAAUGGCGCUCCAGACGUUUAGUCUGAGCAAUGACAUUGUCGAAGUCUCUCCUCAAGACGAGAUUUACAAGUACGACGCGGCAGCGGAUAGACAGAUCAACAACCAGUCGCCAUGGGCUACAGACCCUCAUUAUUUCAAGUCUUGUCGCAUCUCGGCCGUCGCGUUGAUCAAGAUGGUCAUUCAUGCACGCUCUGGAGUACCUCAUGAGAUCAUGGGACUCAUGCAGGGCAAGGUUGUUGGCCAGUCGCUGGUGAUCAUGGACUCGUUCGCUUUGCCUGUACAAGGAACUGAGACGCGAGUGAAUGCUGCAAACGAAGCAAACGAAUACAUGGUCGGACGACUCGAAAACGCCAUUGGGUGGUAUCAUUCUCAUCCUGGAUAUGGAUGCUGGUUGUCGGGUAUCGACGUGAACACGCAGAUGACCAACCAGCGGUAUCAGGACCCAUUUGUCGCUGUCGUGAUCGACCCCAAUCGUACCAUUUCCGCUGGAAAGGUUGAUAUCGGCGCGUUUAGGACGUAUCCUGAAGAUUACAAGCCACCCACAUCUGGCAAAACCGACGAGUACCAAUCUAUCCCCUUAUCCAAGAUUGAAGAUUUUGGUGUACAUGCCAAUUCGUACUAUCCUCUUGACGUUCAAAUCUUCAAAAGUACGCUUGAUGACACGCUUCUGGGCCUCUUGUGGAACAAAUAUUGGGUCAAUACGCUUAGCCAGAGCCCACUCAUUUCGAAUCGAGCUUACGCCGUCUCUCAACUUCAAGACUUGCAGGCCAAGCUCAACAAGGCAAAGGGAUCGAUACCGAACACCCGCGCUUCGGUACCAACUGCUAAAGCAACCGCACCUGCUGGAGACUCCAAAGCACCUCCCAAGCGCAAGGAUACCACGGAGGAGGCAUCUACAUCCAAGGCAAAGGACGAACCCAAAGAGAGCGCACUUCAGAAGGGGGUCCGUGAUAGCACGAAGCUAGCAAUGGAGGCGCAGCAUGGACUUAUCUCGCAAGCGCUGAAAGAGUACAUCUUUGGUGCGAAUCAAGAUGUCGCCCAGAGCUUGAAUGUGCUCAACACGGCCAUCGCUACCGAGAAGUGA
Serendipita indica DSM 11827 is the source of this 1098-nucleotide messenger RNA. Lineage: Eukaryota; Fungi; Basidiomycota; Agaricomycetes; Sebacinales; Serendipitaceae. The record is from the annotation of a GenBank genome assembly.